Messenger RNA from Schizophyllum commune H4-8, 370 nucleotides. RefSeq lists its product as uncharacterized. The transcript has a single exon. Lineage: Eukaryota; Fungi; Basidiomycota; Agaricomycetes; Agaricales; Schizophyllaceae. The record is from RefSeq and is a predicted model, not a curated record. Bases 96 to 296 code for a protein of 66 amino acids.
CAUCGCAUUCACGAGGGAUUCGUGGACGUUCGAGGUGUGCAGAGGGCGUAGGGUUUGCGCUCGAGCGGCCUCGAGUCCUCCUGGAAUUUACGGAGAUGACCCCGUGCCAGUCAGCUACCCAGCUCACCUGGAGGCGGUGCAGAGUCGUCCUGAUUAUCUACCUUUCAAUCUGCUUCCUUCCCCGCCUCUCGACAUCUAAUCUCAUAUCUUCAGGUUAUCUUCUGCCGCCAUCGUCCUCGAGUCCUCGAUGCCAGAAUUCGAACCGCGUGUCUCGUUCGACCGUGACCUGGUCCUAAACCUUCCCCGAUCACUCAAACCCUGCCCGGGGUAUAGGUGAAAUACACGAAAGUGAAAGUGGGAAAGUGAGUAA